Messenger RNA from Syzygium oleosum, 1827 nucleotides. RefSeq names its product serine carboxypeptidase II-2. Gene Ontology annotation, molecular function: serine-type carboxypeptidase activity. Lineage: Eukaryota; Viridiplantae; Streptophyta; Magnoliopsida; Myrtales; Myrtaceae. Gene Ontology annotation, biological process: proteolysis. The transcript has 10 exons. The record is from RefSeq and is a predicted model, not a curated record. Gene Ontology annotation, cellular component: vacuole. Bases 256 to 1668 code for a protein of 470 amino acids.
AACUACAAGAGAAAAAAACAUCACCUUCCCAUGCCUCGGGGACUUUAAGAACAGACCAUCACGCGAAUCGGGAGCAAUCGCCCUCUCUGUCUGAUUUCUUGGCCAGAGAUAUUGGCGUCGCAGACAUUAUUGCUGUCGCUUCCGUUUGUCUAUUUUAGCGAAGCAACCACCCAAUAACACCGCUGGUUUCUCUUUAAAAAUCGUUUCUUGUUUCCCCAUUCCUCAGAGUAUUCAACAACUUCUCGAGGGAAAAAGAUGGCCAAUCCCAAAUGGGGUUUCCUCCUCCUCGUUCGGGUCUUCGUCUUUGUCAUCAAUCUCCAGUUGGGUGUCUCGGAGGAAGACCCGCUCGUCCAGCAGCAGCUGGACAGGGUUCUCGAGCUCCCGGGGCAGAGCUUCAACAUCAGCUUCGCCCACUACUCGGGCUAUGUGUCGGUCAAUCAAGAAUCGGGGAGGGCCUUGUUCUAUUGGUUCACUGAGGCCGCUGAGGACCCUGAUUCUAAGCCCCUUGUGCUUUGGCUGAAUGGAGGGCCAGGGUGCUCGUCAAUCGCUUAUGGGGAGGCGGAGGAAAUAGGCCCUUUCCAUAUCCGGCCGGAUUUGAGCCUCUAUCUCAAUCCUUACUCUUGGAAUCAAGUUGCCAACUUGUUGUUUCUUGAUUCACCUGUUGGUGUUGGUUUUUCCUACUCCAAUACGUCCUCGGAUUUGCUGAACAAUGGAGACAAAAGAACUGCUGAGGAUUCACUGGCGUUUCUACUCAAGUGGUUUGAGCGCUUUCCCCAGUUGAAAGGGAGGGAAUUCUAUAUCACAGGAGAGAGCUAUGCAGGUCACUAUGUUCCUCAAUUGAGCAAAGCCAUUGUAAAGUACAACAAAGCAUCCGGUGAAAAUGUAAUCAAUCUGAAGGGCUAUAUGGUCGGAAAUGCUCUAACUGAUGAUUACCAUGAUCAUCUUGGGGUCUUCCAAUUUAUGUGGUCAGCUGGUUUGAUUUCUGAUCAGACAUUCAAGCUGCUGAAUGUUCUCUGUGAUUUUCAGUCUUUUAUACACACCUCAAGUGCUUGUGAUAAAGUUCUAGACAUAGCUAGUGACGAACUCGGAGAUAUCGAUCCAUACAGUAUAUACACUCCUCUUUGCCCUGUUAAUGGUAGCCAGUCAAACCGCCUUCGCAAAAGAAUGAAAGUCAUUGGCCAUGUCAAUGAGAAAUAUGAUCCUUGCACAGAGGAGCACUCAGUUAAAUACUUCAACCAUGCUGAGGUUCAGAAGGCACUUCAUGUUGACAAGGAAUUUACGCCAGCUAAAUGGGACACUUGCAGUGACUUAGUAAAUGAGAAUUGGAAGGAUUCUCCUCGUACGGUGCUGGACAUCUACCGUGAGCUUAUGCACGAAGGACUUCGUAUCUGGAUGUUCAGUGGUGAUACGGAUGCUGUCAUCCCCAUCACAUCCACGCGGUACACGGUAGAUUCUUUAAAGCUUCCAACUGUGGAGCCUUUUCGCGCUUGGUAUGAUGAUGGGAAGGUGGGUGGAUGGACUCAGGAGUAUGCGGGACUCACCUUUGUAUCUGUGAGAGGAGCAGGUCAUGAAGUGCCUCUUCAUAAACCGAAGCUAGCUCUUGCACUCAUCAAAGCCUUCUUAGCAGGAACUUCGAUGCCGUCACUCGAACUAGUUAGCGAUUCUUGAAAGUUCUUGUACUCACAAGUGCACUUUUCCAGAGGGAAGUUCUCUAUGGGGUUGUAAGUCAUUUAAUUUCUGCGCACAUAUUCGUGAUGGAGAAAAGCGUUCAUGUGGGACUUGAAACAAGACCCGAACUGUAAAUGAAAAAGAAUUUCAGAUUGCCCA